Panicum hallii is the source of this 2241-nucleotide messenger RNA. Its product is annotated as subtilisin-like protease SBT4.3. Gene Ontology annotation, biological process: proteolysis. Lineage: Eukaryota; Viridiplantae; Streptophyta; Magnoliopsida; Poales; Poaceae. Gene Ontology annotation, molecular function: serine-type endopeptidase activity. The transcript is spliced from 10 exons. Bases 1 to 2241 code for a protein of 746 amino acids. The record is from RefSeq and is a predicted model, not a curated record.
AUGAUGAUGCCUCGUCCCGGAACGCUUCUUCUCCUCCUCCUCGCCGUCUUCGCCGCGAGCCCGAGCGCCUCUGAAACGGCCGUCGCCGUCGCCGACGGCGAUGGACGGCAGGUUUACAUCGUGUACCUUGGGCACCUGGCUUCGCCGGGCCUGUCGGAGUCCGAGGAUGGUGUCUCUGCUGUAGAGUUUGCUCAUCACGACCUGCUGAACCAGGUCCUUGACGACAGCAGCUCUGCUUCAGAUAGGAUCCUCCGUAGUUACAAGAGAAGCUUGAAUGGCUUCGCAGCAAGGCUAACCGAACAGGAGGCAAAUGAACUAUCUAGCAUGGAUGGUGUCGUGUCAGUCUUCCCGAGUGGGAUCCAUGAGCCUCUGACCACAAGAUCGUGGGACUUCUUGGGCUUCCCUCAAACGCCGACGGAAGAGCUACCGUUGGAGGGAGAGAUCAUCGUCGGCAUGCUCGACACCGGCAUAUGGCCCGACUCGCCGUCCUUCUCCGACGACGGCUUCGGCCCACCGCCGAGCAGGUGGAAGGGUGUGUGCCAGAACUUCACCUGCAACAAUAAGAUCAUCGGAGCUCGCGCCUACAGGGGCGGGUCGAGCGAUGGCCUGUCGCCGCUCGACGACGAGGGCCACGGCAGCCACACGGCGUCCACAGUGGCCGGGCGGGCGGUCGGCAACGUCAGCUUCGGCGGCCUGGCCGCCGGCGUGGCCCGCGGCGCCGUGCCGGGCGCCAGGCUCGCCGUCUACAAGGUGUGCUGGAGCCGGGGCGGCUGCGGCGAGGCCGACAUCCUCGCGGCGUUCGACGACGCCAUCGCCGACGGCGUCGACGUGAUCUCCUUCUCCAUCGGGAGCCCGAUGCCAUGGCAGUACUUCGAGUCCGCGCAGGCCAUCGGGUCCUUCCACGCCAUGCGGCGCGGGGUGGUCACGUCCACGUCGGCCGGCAACUCGGGGCUCAUCGGCGGGCGCGCCUGCAACGUCGCGCCGUGGAUGCUGUCGGUGGCGGCGAGCAGCAUCGAUCGCCGGUUCGUCGACAAGAUCGUCCUUGGCAACGGCGAGACCAUAGUGGGAGCCUCCAUCAAUACCUUCCCAACGCUAACAAAUGCUACACUUGCAUUCCCCGCCAACGGGUCCUGUGAUCCGGACAACCUGGCCGGAGGUUCAUACAAAGGGAAGAUCGUCCUCUGCCCGCCGCCGGCCAAGAUCGGCCAUCCGAACGAUGGCUCAGGUCCGCUCUCGGCCGGUGCAGCAGCCGUCGUCAUAGUCACCCGUGCAUCCGACGUCGCCUUCGUGCUGCCUCUCCCCGGCCUCACGGUAACUCGGGACCAGUUCGACCAAAUCAUGGCGUAUGUCAACAGCACUAGCAAUCCUGUGGCUACCAUUGACAGAACCGAGACAACUGGCAAUCCACAAGCUCCGGCGGCCGCCUCGUUCUCUUCUCCGGGGCCGAACCUGAUCACCCCCGGGAUCUUGAAGCCUGAUCUAUCGGCGCCAGGGAUCGACAUCAUAGCCGCAUGGUCGAUGCUGUCGUCGCCGACAGGCAAUCCCAAUGACAACAGGAAAGUUCAGUACAACAUCAUCUCCGGCACGUCCAUGGCGUGCCCGCACGCGAGCGGCGCCGCCGCGUACGUCAAGUCGUUCCACCGCGACUGGUCUCCGGCGAUGAUCAUGUCGGCUCUCAUCACCACCGCCACUCCGAUGAACACGCCGGGCAACUCCGGCUGGACCGCGCUCAAGUACGGCGCCGGGCAGCUCAGCCCGGUGAAGGCGCGCGACCCGGGCCUCGUGUACGACGCGUCAGAUGGUGACUACGUGGCCAUGCUGUGCGCGCAGGGGUACAACGCCACGCAGCUCGCGCUCGUCACCGGCUCCAACGCCACGGCCUGCGCCGCAGCCGGCGGCUCCGCCGGCGACCUCAACUACCCGACCAUGGCGGCCCGCGUCGAGCCAGGGAGGAACUUCACCGUGCGCUUCCCGCGGACCGCCACCAACGUCGGGGCCGCGGGCGCCGCGUACGACGUGAAGGUCGAAGUCGCCCUUGAGGCGGCCAAAGACGUCACCGUCGAUGUCUCGCCGCGCAGGCUGGAGUUCACCGCGCCGAGCCAGAAGGUCUCCUUCGCCGUGACGGUGUCCGGCGCGGCGCCGGCGGAGGGCCAGGUCCACUCGGCGGCCGUCCUGUGGUACAACGACGAGCACCAGGUGAGGAGCCCGGUGGUGGUGUACGCAGCGGAGGGACAGGAUUAA